Leishmania major strain Friedlin is the source of this 627-nucleotide messenger RNA. RefSeq lists its product as hypothetical. Lineage: Eukaryota; Euglenozoa; Kinetoplastea; Trypanosomatida; Trypanosomatidae. The record is from RefSeq and is a predicted model, not a curated record. The transcript has a single exon. The coding region runs from base 1 to 627 and encodes 208 amino acids.
AUGACUUCCUUCAAGGACUGCCUUCGCGAGGUACGCGAGGCCGCCACGGAGCAUCUCGAGGGGUACCGCGGCGGCGACACAGAGAAAGCACUGCAGCACAUUCCACGCGAGGAGGCUCUGACGACGAUCUCGCUUGUAGCGAUUCGGCUCCUGGAGCAGGAGCUGCCGAAGCGCGGUGCCGGCAACGACGCCAGUCAGCACGAGCUGCACGCACAACUGAGGGCAUGCCGCAAGGCCCUCAAGUCUCACAGCGCACGCUCCGCCGCCGGAGACGAAGGCACCUCGGACAAGAAGCGUCGCCGGACCGAGGAGUCUACUGAAGCGCCAACCUCCUCCUCGUACCGCGGCAGCGCUACAGCAGACCGAUCGGGGACUUCCAAUUCGAUCGAGCUGGGGCAAUACGCGUCUUCCGAUGCCUUCGACCAGAACGAGCAGAAGCGAAUGAAGUUUGCGCGCCUCAUGGGCGGGGCAAAGGUGGCUGCUCAGGGGACGGGCGGCGCUGGCGGACACUCGCGCCACAAUACUUUUGCCGCGAGCAACGCCGAGUUGAAGCGCAUGAACGCGAACCUAGAGUCGCAGUUCGAGUCUGCUAUGAGUCACAAGGGCAAGAAGGGGCUCGGGGCGUGA